AUGUAUCCUACACUCAAUUUGGCAGUUUGUUUAAAGUCAUCUCAUCUCAUCUCAUCUCAUCGCUUUUGUUUAAAAAAUUCUCAGAGCACAGAAAAACACCAAAAAGAAAUAAAUAUUUCAGUGAAAGAAAGAUAUACCUGCAAUCCAUCUCAUCGGCAAAAGAAAAAUGGAUGGGUAAGAGAAAAGAAUGCUUUGAGAGAGCCAUUAACAGCAAGCCUAAAGUUUACAAUCCAUCUGAACUCCAUUGUCUUCCGAUACAUUCCUCUGUAUGCAAUAAUUAUGGUCGGUAAUCCAGUUUUACGUCCGGUUGACAUGAAAAUGCAACCUGCUCCGUAUCAAGACAGAGUUAGAGUUGUCCAAAAGAUAUACACACAGUUAAAGAGGUUUCAAUCGAGCAGCCCUCACAUUAUAAAGGCAUCGACUAUUUGGGAACAUGAGGUUGCUAAAAUAGCAAAAACAAGACAAAGUUACGCGUUCAAUGCUUCCAUUCUAUUACGAGAUAUUGUUAAAUAUAAGGGUAAUCUUGAUAAAACUGGCAAACCUAAGAAUAAUAGUUCGUCAUUAAUACAAAGGUCCCACGUAUUGCAAAAACUACGAUCUUUGCUACUCGACGAGGAAACACUCAGUAGGAACGGAUUUUUUGUCAAGAUGUAUGACACUGAUCCGAUCAAUGAAUCAGAAUCAGAUUAUGUGGAAUGCUAUAGAUGUGAAACUAAAUUUGAUGUGACAAAAAUUAUGGAACCGACAGUAUGUCGGUACCACCUUCAAAGGAAAGUAUAUAACAGAGAAACUAAAAAAAGAGAAUUUCCUUGUUGUGGAGCUUCCCUUGAAUCAUAUUCAGACAUAUCUGCAGGGUGUAUGAAAGCGAAAAAUCACGUUUACAAAUGGGAGAAUUUCACAAAACUGUCGAGUGUGGUCCCUUUUAAAUCUCUCGUUGAUAUCAAAGGCGAAGAGAACGUUUUGGCAUUAGACUGUGAGAUGGCUUUCACAUCGAAAGGGUAUGAAAUGAUUAGAAUUACAAUAGUUGACUUCUGGUCCUCAGAAGUAGUGUAUGACAAGGUAAUAAAGCCACUGGGCGAAAUUAUAGAUUUAAAUUCUAAAUUUAGUGGGAUUCAUCAUAUAGAUGAUACUGCACCUACAAUUCAUGAAGCAGAAAAAUGUUACAUCUGUCCUAGCAUGAUCAAUCAAAAUAGCAUACUUAUAGGACAUGGUUUGGAUAACGAUUUACGAGUAAUGCGCAUAGUACAUGACAAAGUAAUAGACACUGCCGUUUUGUAUCCAGCAGGUAAGUAUAAAUCCUCUUUGAAGAACUUGUCUUUUGAAAUCUUAAGUCGUAGAAUUCAAGGAGGAGAACAUGACAGUUCAGAAGAUGCUAUUGCGGCAAUGGAUGUCAUUAAAAAAAAAUUGAGUAUCCCCUUGGAUAAGAAGUCAUGGUAA
This is a messenger RNA of Kluyveromyces lactis, 1437 nucleotides long. It is a transcript of the gene REX3, whose product is annotated as RNA exonuclease. Gene Ontology annotation, molecular function: exonuclease activity; nucleic acid binding. The record is from RefSeq and is a predicted model, not a curated record. Gene Ontology annotation, cellular component: nucleus. Lineage: Eukaryota; Fungi; Ascomycota; Saccharomycetes; Saccharomycetales; Saccharomycetaceae. The transcript has a single exon. Bases 1 to 1437 code for a protein of 478 amino acids.